Molecule: messenger RNA, 2317 nt
Organism: Rosa chinensis
Lineage: Eukaryota; Viridiplantae; Streptophyta; Magnoliopsida; Rosales; Rosaceae
Product: serine/threonine-protein kinase D6PKL2
Exons: 3
Coding region: 363-2207 (614 amino acids)
Biological process (GO): protein phosphorylation
Cellular component (GO): cytoplasm; plasma membrane; nucleus
Molecular function (GO): ATP binding; protein serine/threonine kinase activity
Source: RefSeq, a predicted model, not a curated record
UUUCUCUUUAACUUUGACCCGCCUCUGUUUCUUCUGUCUCUGCGCCUUAAGCGGAGGCCCAGUCCGUCCGGUUUGGUUUUACAUUGACUCUCUCUCUGUCUCUCUAAGUCUGAAGCAAGCAAGGAAGCUUCUCUUCACGCGGCAGCAAAAUGAAGAUUGCGAGCAGCUGUUUCUACAGUUGAGUGCGAAUAAGAUUCACUAUUGCUGCUGUUUGAGAGUUGACAAGGAACUGUGUUUGGUUGCUAAAGUCAAUGGUGGAUUUUUUUUCCAUCUGACUGAAUUGGUCCUGGUUACUCUUCGGAAGGGAGUGGAAGAAGGGAAGAGAUUCCUGCUUCAUAAACCUUAUUUCCUCUGAAAUCUUGAUGGCCUCAAAACAACCUGGUGCUAGACCGUCCUCGAGACUGCAACCAAAAGCAGCUGGUGUUCAAACGGUAGAAUCUGAUGAUCUCAGGCAAUUGCAAUUUCCCACACACAUUAUGAAAGCAACCAAAUCGGACCUGUUAGCUCCCGAGCAAGUCCUGAAAUCUCUACAAAAUUCAUCAAAGCCUGUUGCAGUAGAAGCAUCUGACAAUAAAAGCCCAGAGAAUUCCAAUCAAACAGGAUCUGCUGAUUUGUUGAUUACUAAAUUGAAUUCGAUUUCGUUGUCAGCCAACCUUGAUAAGUCAUCCAACGAAGUAGAUUCAGCUGUCAAUCAGACUAGAGGUUCACUGGAAAAUUAUACUGAUCAAGAAAAGAAGAUAUCAGGGUAUGCAAGUGUCAAGGACAGCUCUGUUUCUGCCAAGGUUAGCGAUGGAGCCAGCAGUAUUGCCAAGACCAGCGGAAGUGCCAAGAAUUUUGUUGAAAGUGGAAAGAGCAGUAUGUGUAGAGGAAGCACAAGCAGUGACGUCAGUGAUGAGAGCACUUGUAGCAGCUUUAGUACCAGCAUCAGCAAGCCACACAAAGCAAAUGACUUGAGAUGGGAAGCCAUACAAGCUGUCCGAGCAAGAGAUGGGGUUCUGGGUUUAGGUCAUUUCAGAUUGCUAAAGAGGUUAGGCUGUGGGGAUAUUGGCAGUGUCUAUCUGUCGGAGUUGAGUGGAACCAAAUGUUAUUUUGCAAUGAAGGUUAUGGAUAAAGAAUCUCUAGCAAGUCGUAAAAAGCUUCUUCGUGCUCAGACAGAAAGAGAGAUUCUACAAUCUCUGGAUCAUCCCUUCCUUCCAACAUUAUACACCCACUUUGAGACAGAUAAAUUUUCAUGCUUGGUAAUGGAGUUCUGUCCUGGAGGAGACUUGCACACGCUUCGGCAGAGGCAGCCGGGAAAGCAUUUUUCUGAGCAGGCAGUAAAAUUCUAUGUUGCAGAGGUCCUGCUAUCUCUGGAAUACCUCCACAUGCUUGGAAUUGUCUACCGUGACCUUAAGCCAGAAAAUGUCCUGGUGAGGGAAGAUGGACAUAUAAUGCUCUCUGAUUUUGACCUCUCACUCCGUUGUGCUGUUAGUCCAACUCUUGUCAACUCUUCAAUGGAGUUUGAGCCUUUGCGAAAAAACCCAGUUUAUUGUGUUCAGCCAGCUUGCAUUGAGCCGCCUUCCUGCAUCCAACCAUCCUGUGUAGCUCCUACAACGUGCUUCUCACCGCGUCUGUUUUCUAGCAAGUCCAAAAAGGACAAAAAACCGAAGAACGAAAUUGGUAACCAAGUACGACCAUUACCUGAGCUCAUGGCAGAGCCCACCGAUGCCCGGUCUAUGUCGUUUGUUGGGACUCAUGAGUAUUUGGCACCUGAGAUUAUUAAGGGUGAAGGUCAUGGAAGUGCUGUUGAUUGGUGGACUUUUGGAAUCUUUCUGUAUGAGCUGUUGUUUGGUAAGACUCCUUUCAAGGGUUCUGGGAAUCGAGCAACAUUGUUCAAUGUUGUGGGUCAGCCCCUGCGGUUUCCAGAAUCACCAGUAGUGAGUUUUGCUGCGAGAGAUCUCAUCAGGGGAUUGCUUGUAAAGGAACCCCAGAACAGAUUGGCAUACAAACGAGGGGCAACUGAGAUAAAACAACACCCCUUUUUUGAAGGCGUGAAUUGGGCAUUGAUACGUUGUGCAACCCCGCCUGAGAUCCCAAAGCCUGUUGAGAUUGAGCGGAUGCCUGUGCCAAUAAUAUCAUCGACUGAGAAGGAGAAGGCGCCUACCAUCAUGAAAUCAGUUCCUGAUCAAAAGGGUUCCGAUAAUUACCUAGAGUUUGAUUUCUUUUAGCAAUAGUUGUAUUGAUUUGAAAUGGUUUCUGAUAAAAGAUUUGUAUGUUUGUUGUUAUUGUUUGUACCUGUUGACACUUUCAAAAUUAAAUUGCAUAAUCAUUGCGUGAA